GUGGCCAUCACACGUUGAUUUUUCUCUACCAACCAUAAAGAUAUCGGCACUCUUUACCUAAUCUUCGGCGCUUGAGCCGGGAUAGUGGGAACUGCUCUUAGCCUGCUUAUCCGGGCAGAACUUAGCCAGCCUGGCGCACUCUUGGGAGACGACCAGAUCUAUAAUGUAAUUGUUACCGCCCACGCCUUUGUAAUAAUUUUCUUCAUAGUCAUACCCAUCAUGAUCGGAGGGUUCGGGAACUGAUUAAUCCCCCUAAUAAUUGGCGCCCCUGAUAUAGCCUUUCCUCGAAUAAAUAACAUGAGCUUUUGACUAUUACCUCCCUCUUUCCUCCUCCUACUCGCCUCUUCCGGGGUAGAAGCCGGAGCGGGGACAGGAUGAACCGUUUAUCCCCCCUUGUCUGGAAACUUAGCCCAUGCUGGUGCGUCUGUCGACUUAACUAUCUUCUCCCUUCACUUAGCAGGUAUCUCCUCUAUUUUAGGGGCAAUUAACUUUAUUACAACCAUUAUUAACAUGAAACCCCCUGCCAUUUCCCAGUAUCAAACACCCCUAUUUGUAUGAUCCGUCCUAAUUACAGCUGUUCUUUUACUACUCUCCCUUCCUGUCCUCGCUGCUGGCAUUACCAUGCUCUUGACGGAUCGUAAUCUAAACACCACCUUCUUUGACCCCGCAGGUGGAGGAGACCCCAUUCUCUACCAACACCUUUUCUGGUUCUUUGGGCACCCUGAAGUUUAUAUUCUUAUUCUUCCCGGAUUUGGCAUGAUUUCUCACAUUGUAGCCUACUACGCCGGCAAAAAAGAACCCUUCGGUUACAUGGGGAUGGUUUGAGCUAUAAUAGCCAUCGGCCUUCUCGGAUUCAUUGUCUGGGCCCACCACAUGUUUACAGUUGGUAUAGACGUAGACACACGGGCCUAUUUUACAUCUGCCACAAUAAUCAUCGCCAUCCCUACUGGCGUCAAAGUCUUUAGCUGACUGGCAACCCUUCAUGGUGGGACAAUUAAAUGAGAAACUCCUCUUCUCUGGGCCCUUGGGUUUAUUUUCCUAUUCACUGUAGGCGGUCUAACAGGGAUUAUCCUAGCCAAUUCAUCACUAGACAUUGUCCUUCAUGACACAUAUUAUGUCGUAGCACAUUUCCACUAUGUCCUCUCCAUAGGAGCUGUCUUUGCAAUUGUCGCCGGCUUCGUACACUGAUUCCCUCUAUUCUCGGGGUACACCCUACACACCGCCUGAACAAAAGUUCACUUUUUCGUCAUGUUUGCAGGGGUAAACCUAACCUUCUUCCCUCAACAUUUCCUUGGCCUGGCCGGAAUGCCCCGUCGAUACUCAGAUUACCCGGAUGCUUAUACCCUCUGAAACACAAUUUCCUCAAUCGGAUCCCUAGUCUCCUUGUCCGCCGUUAUUAUGUUCCUGUUCAUCAUCUGAGAAGCCUUCUCUGCUAAACGAGAGGUCUUAGGGGUAGAACUGACUACGACCAAUGUUGAGUGACUCCAUGGCUGCCCUCCUCCCUACCACACAUUUGAACAGCCCGCAUUUGUACAAAUUCAUCAUCGCUAA
Messenger RNA from Eleginops maclovinus (Patagonian blennie), 1551 nucleotides. The record is from the annotation of a RefSeq genome assembly. NCBI's taxonomy places the organism in Eukaryota, Metazoa, Chordata, Actinopteri, Perciformes, Eleginopidae.